Molecule: messenger RNA, 2051 nt
Organism: Mugil cephalus (flathead mullet)
Lineage: Eukaryota; Metazoa; Chordata; Actinopteri; Mugiliformes; Mugilidae
Gene: sack1fa
Product: family with sequence similarity 83 member Fa
Exons: 5
Coding region: 44-1654 (536 amino acids)
Source: RefSeq, a predicted model, not a curated record
GCUAAAGAAGCACCAUCGACAGCGGGGGGAGCUUUUCUCGGCCAUGGCGGAGUCUCAGCUGGUGUGCAUGGACGAUGAGCACGUCAACGAGAAGGUCCCGGAGUCCAGGCCGGAGUUUUACUACAGCGAGGAGCAGCGUGCGGCCCUGGAGCAGCUGCUGAGGAACGGGGACGGAGCCUUCAAGAUGCGCCUCAAAGAGGACCACAUCAAGGAUUUCCUCAGCGCCAGAGAGGUCAAAGUCAUCCGGGAAACGUUUCAAGAGUACGACACGGACAGUGACUACGAGCCCGGAGAGCAGGAAAAGUCCAAGGAGUCCUCCAGCGCUGACUCUGGGGUCCACUCCACCUACUGGCCCCAGAUGUCAGACACUGAGGUCCCGUCUCUUGACAUCGGUUGGCCCGCCAGCAGUGGAGUCUACAAGGGGGUGACCCGGGUAUCCGUGUACACUCAUCCACCCAAAGAACCCGGACCUCAUAUCAAGGAGGUGGUGAGGAGGCUCAUACAGGAGUCUCACAAGGCGGUAGCCAUCGUCAUGGACCUCCUCACAGACGUGCAGAUCGUCCAGGACCUGCUGGAUGCCUCGUCACGGCGCGGGGUGGCUGUCUACGCCGUGCUGGAGGCCAGAGGAGUGCCCCACUUCCUGGAUAUGUGCUCUCGGCUGCAGAUUAACGCGAUGCAUCUGCGGAACCUUCGUGUGCGAAUGGUGAGAGGUGCAGGGCUGGCCCUGUCCUUUGGAAAACUGCCCGGCUCCUUGAGUUCCAAAUACAUGCUGGUGGAUGGAGAGAAAGUCAUGUUUGGGUCUUACAGCUUCACCUGGAGUUCUUCUCGGAUGGACAGGAACACGAUCACUGUGAUGUCGGGACAAAUUGUGGACUUUUUUGAUAGUGACUUCCGGGAGCUCUACGCCGUGUCUGACCAGGUAGACCUCUACAAGGAGUUCAACGUUACCAAGCCGCCUCUUCCCACACCCAUCAGGAAGCCGAAGGUGGAGCAAAGCCGGCCUCUGCCCGUCUCUAUAUCUCGCUUUCAGGUAUCCGUUGGAGACUCCAAACAGAUUGACCUGAAGGUACCUGCACAUAAGUACCACAAUCCAAAGUACUCCCUGGUCUUUGGGAACAGUCUGGGUUUGACGGGUUCGCUGCAAGAUCUGUCGACACCAAAAGACUCAUUGGUUGGUGGGCUAACCCAGAAGAACGGCCUGCACAACAACUUCCUUCAUACCUGCAAGGACAGUAAGGAAAGGGUGGACCGAGUCCCCCCACAGAGUCCUGGUUCACCUGCAGAGGAGGAGGAUGAGGACGCAAAGGGAGGCCAAAAGAAAAACCAGGGGACUGGAUUGAAGAAACGUAGCUCCUUCAGACACUUUUUGAAAGGCAGAGGAGCCAAUCAGACUACAGAAAUUAUAGAGGAAGGUGUGGUCACUCCUCAGUGCCCAUCACCCACAUGCAAAGUGCCAGAGACCAAUGGCGUCACAGGAAAUGAACUGGAGGACUCAUUUGAGAUCAUUGAGAAACCAGGACCACUAAAAUCCAAAACUAAGAAGCCGUCAAAACACAUUCAGAGGAGUGUGUCUCUGCAAACCAUCAACACGGGCGACGAAGACGGAUUCAAAAGCCGUCGGCGGCAUCAGAAGAAGAACUGCAUCCAGUCAUGAAAUGACAAAAAAAGGAUAGUCUGUCAUUGGUUAUAAAGAAGAUAUUGUGGUAAAACAUGCUUGAACAUCACUGUUUGUGAGAUUAGUGCAAUCUGUGAUUCUGGACUGUAACGCUGCUUUGGUCAGCAGUAAAGAUCACCAAUAAAAUUCAAUUCAAUUCCAUUCAGUUUUAUUUAUAUAGCGCCAAUAACAAUACAAAGUGUCUCAAGACGCUUCACAAAAACCAGCCUGCAAUCUCCAGAACAAGACUGCGGGCAACACUGUCAAGGAAAAACUCAUUUGCCGAAGGCCAGCCAGGUAGAAACAGAGGAUAGAGAGAGAAGAAGAACAGGAGAAACAGAUAAACAAAGUCAUAGAUACAUACAUCAAGCUGAAGGAAACAUGUAGAAUCUAAUAA